GCCAGUGUGGAGAAUCAGAGUGAACAAGGAAGGACCAUGCCUCUGUCUAAACCAGAGAAGCUGUUAGAACAUGAGCUCAGCUGCCCUAUCUGCCUAGAGCUCUACACAAAUCCAGUCUAUCUGCCCUGUGGCCAUAACUACUGCCUUGCCUGCAUUAACGCUACAGACGCCAGCAGUGGAGAGAAGAGCCUGUCUCGCUGCCCUGAGUGCAGAGAAGAGUACAGUGGUACAGAGACACUGCACAAGAACUUCAAGCUCUGCGGCAUCAUAGAAGGCUACAGGGCCAUUGCGCUAGUGGAGAACCUUGGGAGAGAGCCGCUGGAGGUACGCUGUGACCCCUGUCUGGACACAGAGACGUUGGCCAUCAAGACCUGUCUAAAGUGUGAGAUGUCCCUGUGUGCCAGGCACCUGCAGCGCCACACUGAGAGGGAAUCCUUCAGGAGCCAUGACCUGGUGGAGCCCCAGACUAAGCUGGGCCUGAGGAGCUGUGCUAUCCAUGGACACCUGCUGGAGUACUACUGUGUCAGCGACAUGACCUUCCUCUGCGCCUCCUGCUUCAUCAAGGGCACCCACCAGAAUCACGAUGUCCUGACUAUCGAGGUGGCUGAGGAGGAGAUGAGGCGGGUCCUAGAGAGCCGGAGCAAGGAGGUGGCCAACAGGCUGCAGCUGACCAAGACCCUGCUGCAGAGGGCUGCUGAGGACCAGGGCACCUCUGAUGCUGUGGUGGACAAGCUGAUGUCUACGGCUGUGGCCCUGAUGGACAGCAUGGCUGGUCUGGUGAGCAGGUACAGAGACAGGAUGAGCCUGCUGCUGGAGGAGGAGAGAGGCCAUCAAAGGAAGAUCUGGCAGAGUGGCCUGGGGCUCCUAGAGGAACAGCAGAAGGAGCUGAUGGAGGCCAACCAGAGCUCUGCCGAGGUCCUCUCAGUGACUGAUAAGCAUCUGUUCAUCCACAGGUUCCUGCUGAUCGAAUCCCAGCUCACGGAAGUGGUGACAAGCACUGUGGCCAGAGUGCUCUCCAAAGAGCCUCUCAACACCAAGCGGCUUCAAGCCAGCCUGAGGAUGAAUGACUUCAGGGCAGAGAUGGGGCAGCUCCUCCAGGCCCUCAAUGUCCAGCUCAACCCUCUGGAGUUGACCUUCAACAUCACCACAGCGCACCCCAGCCUGCUGCUCUCCAACGACCUGCGGACAGUCAAGUACAUUGGCAUCAAGCAGGCCUCCACUGAUAACCCAGAGAGGUUCAGUACUGCGCCCCAGGUCCUCUGCUCCCAGAGCUUCACAAGUGGGGAGCACAUCUGGGUGGUGGAGGUGGGCGACCAGAGCAUGUGGUCAGUGGGCUUGUGCUACAAGAGUGUGCCCAGAAGGGGUGACCACAGCCGGCUGGGCCACAACCCAGUCUCCUGGCGUCUGCAGUGGAAGAACAAGAAGCUGACGGCGUGCCAUGCCUCCUCAAACAUGGCGCUGGUUGAAAAGACCAAUCAACCGCUGAGGGUGGAGGUGGCACUGGACUAUGAGGGGGGCACACUGAUCUUUCACAGCACCAAGGGCUGUCGGGAGCACCUGCACACGUUUAGGGCUGUGUUCAGAGAACCUGUGUACCCUGCGUUCAGCAUCCACUCCACCACCACAGCACAGUCCUGGAUCACCCUCCAGAGUGGAGUGUGACACCUGAGCUUCCCUGUAAGUCCAUCUAUUAACCUUCAAGUGCCUUUGUUACUAACUAACCCAAUCAAUAUCUGUAAAUGAUUCUAGUAAUGGAUCUUAUCACCAAACGUGAGUCAAUUAUAAUGAAACAGAAUGUAAUUGCCUCUUAAAAUAUACAGUAGAAUCUGAAUUAAAAUGUAGUUCAGGCAGGUCCUUAUAUUGCUGUUUCAUACAUACAUACAUAAUUAGACGUAGUAAGUACAGAUAUGUAUUGCUAUUCGUAACUAAAGGAAUGUAAUUUAAUUAUUUUGUAAAGAGACGUGACUGUAUUUGAUGAGUGUUGCAUUGUUUCAUUCAGACCAUAAGUCUUGGUGGUUUUACAUUGAGUUGUUUUAGCGUUGAUACUUAUUCAUCAAUGUACUAUAGUAGGCCAGGCCUACAGCACAUGUGAAUAUUGGAUACUUUAUAUUUGUAUUUGUUUCAGGGACAAGAUGAAACGAACAUGUGUGAUUUGUAAUUGUAUUUGAAAAUCAGUUCACUUUGGAUUCAUACACAAUAAACAGCUAUAAGGCAAUGAUACUGUACUUUGUGAAUGGAUUCAAAGUGGUUGUUGAGGAAAGACUUGAUCUUCAGGGGAGACACAAUGCUCAAUGUUUAUCUGACAAAUAAACAGUGGUGGAAAACAGAUGUCAUACUUGAGUAAAAGUGAAGAUAAAGUACAUCAAUUGAAAAUGUCUUAAGUCAAAGGGAAAGUCACACAGUAAAAUACUACUUGAUUAAGUCUAAAUGUAUCUGUUUUUAAAUGUACUCAUGUACAGUGGUGGGAAAAGUCUUCAGUUGUCAUACUUGAGUAAAAGUAAAUGCUAUACAUCAAAUGUCUUAUAUUAAGCAAACCAGACGGCACAGGGGCACAUUCAGACAUCAUUUACAAACUCAGUAUUUGUGUUUAGUGAGUUCGCCAGAUCAGAGGCAGUAGGAAUGACAAUGCGUUAUAUUGAUAGGUGCGUGAAUUGGACCAUAUUGCUGUUCUGCCUCAGCAUUUGAAAUGUAAUGAGUAGUUUUGGAUGUGAGGGAAAAUGUAUGGCAGUAAAAUGUACAUAUUUUCCUUAAGAAUCUAGUGGAGUAAAAGUAAAAAGUACAGAUACCCCAAAAAACAACUUAAGUAGAACUUUUAUGAAGAGAUUUCCAAGGCUUCAGAAGAUUUAACCUGUAUAAAUUAAAUGAGCAAAAUGAUGUAUGUCCACAGUUCAAAUGUUGAAGUCAGUAACUUAGUAGGACAGAGGGUGUGAAAGAGAUGACUCUAGCAAAGCUUUCCAGGAAUAACAUCCCAUGAGGCCCCACUCUGAAAGGUGAAAACAGUUUAACAGUUGUCACUUUCACAUGCUGUACCCAUCUUCAAUUAGAACAACCAAUUGACCUUGACAAACCAACAUAAAUACAUUGGACAUUGUCAAAGACUCCAGUCACUAAAGUCAUAGACUAUUCUCUCUGCUAAUGCACAGCAAGCAGUACCGGACCGCCAAGUCUAGGACCAAAAGGUUCCUUAACAGCUUCUACCCUCAAGUCAUAAGACUGCUGAACAAUUAAUCAAAUGGCCACCCGGACUAUUUACAUUGACCCCCCUCUUUGUUUUUACACUGCUGUUUAUUAUCUAUGCAUAGUCCCUUUACCCCUACCCACAUGUACAAAUGACCUCGACUAACCUGUACCCCCGCAUAUUGAUUCGGUACCGGUAGCCCCUGUAUAUAGCCUCAUUAUUGUUAUUUUAUUGUGUUAGCUUUUAUUUUAUUUUAUUUCGUAAAUAUUUUCUCAACUCUAUUUCUUGAACUUUAUUGUUGGUUACGGAUUUAUAAGCAUUUCACGGUAAGGUCUACACCUGUUGUAUUCCGCGCAUGUGACAAACAAGAUUUGAUUCGAACACAAAUAUAAACACAACAUGUAAAGUGUUGGUCCCAUGUUUCAUGACCUGAAAUGAAAUAGUUCCAUAUGCACAAAAACCUUACUUCUCUAAAAUGUUGUGCGCAAAUGUAUUAAACAUCCCUGUUAGUGAGCAUUGUAUCCUUUGUCAAGAUAAUCCAUCCAUCUGACAAGUGUGGAAUAUGAAGAAUCUACGGAGGAGUAUUUCUGUCUAUAAUAAAGCCCUUUUGUGGAGAAAAUCUCAUUCUGAUUAGUUGGGCCUGGCUCCCCAGUGGGGUCUUCUUGGCUCCCAAGUGGGCUGGCCUAUGUCCUCCCGGGCCCACACAUGGCUGUCUACAUCCCUGUUAGUGAGGAUUGUAUCCUGGAAAUUAUUUUUUGUCUCUACUGAGUUAGGAAAUCAGCUUUUAGUUAUCUCGCACCUUAUUUGUGGAACAAUCUUCAAAAUGUUCUUACAUUUUUUGUUCUGUUUUUGUUUGUUUGUCUGGGCCAAUUCAGAAAGCUGACUGAGGACCUUAAUGCUGAUUAAUGUGUUUGUUUUUUAUGACCAUAUUUUUCUUUCUGCUUGCAUUUUGUAUUUAUAUUUUCAUGUGUAUUUUCUGUCAUUUAUGUAACUUAGGGCUCAUCUAUAAAAAAUACCUUGGUCUCAGAAUGACUCCCUGAUGAAAUGAAGGUUAAAUAAAUAGAAAAUGAUUAAGUAGGUACACACA
This is a messenger RNA of Oncorhynchus nerka (sockeye salmon), 4265 nucleotides long. Its product is annotated as E3 ubiquitin/ISG15 ligase TRIM25-like. The transcript has a single exon. Lineage: Eukaryota; Metazoa; Chordata; Actinopteri; Salmoniformes; Salmonidae. The record is from RefSeq and is a predicted model, not a curated record. Gene Ontology annotation, molecular function: zinc ion binding; protein binding. The coding region runs from base 37 to 1662 and encodes 541 amino acids.